Messenger RNA from Columba livia (rock pigeon), 10369 nucleotides. Its product is annotated as glypican-5. The record is from RefSeq and is a predicted model, not a curated record. Lineage: Eukaryota; Metazoa; Chordata; Aves; Columbiformes; Columbidae. Gene Ontology annotation, cellular component: cell surface; plasma membrane; extracellular region. The coding region runs from base 437 to 1972 and encodes 511 amino acids. The transcript has 8 exons. Gene Ontology annotation, biological process: cell migration; regulation of protein localization to membrane; positive regulation of canonical Wnt signaling pathway.
ACUAAAAGAAUUUUAAAAGAGACCGGAAUGACUCCUCCGUUUUUACGUUAUGCAGGUAUUGCUUGUUGAUCGCCACCGUAAGCACCAGGGCUUUUUUUUUUUUUUUCGCCCCCCGCGUUUACGACCGGUGUGAUCCCUUUGCUAAGUACUUUAAGCAGAGGCUUUCUUCUGCAAAGGAUCCCGUUCUUUGAAGGCAAAUUAGUAACCGAGUCAUUAAGGAACGCUUGUAGGGAUCCUCGAGCAGGCUGGGAAAUACGUUUUUGACUUCUGAAUUAGGAAGAGUUAUCUUGCAGAUGAAUGCAGGAACGUCGACAUAAGGAAGGGCAGAGGUAACAUCUUGGAGGGAUACAGCCCACAGAACUUAGCGUUUGCUCAGUUAAACAAGUCAGAUUUACAGAUCUGUCAACAUCGAGCACCAACAUGUUGCACCAAGAAAAUGGAAGAAAGCUACCAGGCAGCUGUUCGAAGGGAGAGGACUCAGAGUAUCCAGGCACUGAACUUCGAACUGAAGUACAUGAUCGUUGGUCAUAUCACAGCUUUUCAAGAGGCCUUUGAGUCUUUGCUUCGCUUUGCUGAAAACCGCACAAGUUCCCUGUUUGAGACAGCAUACAGACCUAUGGCAAAAGAAGCAGCAGAGCCUGUUAAAGAACUUUUUACAGACAUCUCUCUCUACAUUCUGGGAGCAGAGACUACAGUGGAAAGUGCAGUACUACGGUUCUUUGACAGUCUCUUUCCUCUGGUGUAUAGCCGGCUAAUAAACCCAGGAAUUACAGAUUUAUCAGAGGACUAUACAGAGUGUCUACGACUUACAAGGCAAGACAUAAAUCCUUUCGGACGCUAUUCUAAAAACAUGGUCACAGAGCUGUCGAAAUCUCUGUGGGCGAGCAGGAUGCUGAGCCAGGCCCUCGGCCUGGGCAUCGAGGUGAUAAACACGACGGAGCACGCGGCUCUGACGAAGGAGUGCAGCCGGGCGCUGGUGCGGAUGCAGUACUGCCCGCACUGCCAGGGCCUCACGCUCAUCAGACCCUGCGCCGGGUACUGUCUGAACGUCAUGCGGGGCUGCAUGGCCAGCGUGUCGGAGCUGGAUGCGCAGUGGAGGGAGUACAUCUCCACUCUGGAGUACCUGGCGAACGAGAUGGCUGCCUCGCAUGAUCUGGAAAUCGCACUGAUGGGAAUCCGGAACUCCAUCAAUGAAGCCAUCCUGCACGCACAGCUCAACGGACCUCAGCUCUCCGCUACGGUUGAUAAAGUGUGUGGACAGCCCAAACAACAAGAAGGGAACCUGUCGCCAGACAAUAUAGUGCCAGUGAAGGAAGCGACUGAAACCCAGACAUUUGUGAUGGCUCACGCGAGUCUGAACAAUAAAAGAAGAGAGUUCAUCAAUUACAUGAAGCGAUCCCGAACCUUUUAUGCCUCUAUAGCAGAAAGGCUGUGUGAUGGAGAUCUGGUGAUGAGAGACAGCUCGACCUGCUGGAAUGGAGAGGAUGUUGUAGAAAGUUACACCAGCAGAGUUGUUUCCAAUGGACUGAAGGCACAGAUUAAUAAUCCGGAGCUGAAAGUCAGAGGAUUGGACCCACUCAUCAGCAAUUUAAUUGAUAAACUUCAGCACUUUAAUAAACUGGAUGCUGAGAAGGCAAAAUUGAAACUGGAGAGAUGGGCUUCUCGGGACGCUGGCAGUGGGGGUGGAAGAAGUGAAGAGGUGGAGUCCAGCGGGGAUUGUGACGAUGAGGAUGGCUGCCAAGGAUCUGGUGACAGGAUUCACACAGCAGAUAUACUCAAGGACAAGAAAACCCAUCCAGAAAACAGAAACGAACCAAACCCAACUGUGAAAAAGAUUGACACCACAACCACCACAAGCACUGUCAAGUCAUCCUCUAAACACAGUGUAACUGGAAAUGGGAGCAGUCCAGCCCCGAGUUCCUCACUUGUUAGUUUGGCAGCACUGGCGGUUCUGUGCCGUUGCCUGCUGUAGCUGCACUGUCUUGCAGCCACAACACAAGCGGUUCUGUCAUUUAUACCUACAGCCUUACCUGACAGAAAACAAAUUUAAAUGGCUCUCUAGUUUAUGUGAUGUGCUAGAAUAAAUGUUAAAUGAUGUGCUGGAACUGGCAGAUACCAAGUGUGAUCACUUACAGUGUCUGCAGAUAGCCUUUGAGAAAGCCCACCCAAGAUACAGAGGGAAUGAUGACAAGGGUCUGAGUAGCUUAACUUAUGGGGUAGAAACAAUUGAAAACACAUAAAUUUUACAUGUGUGUGUUAUUGUUUUUCUAAAUUUCAUUCACUGGAAUUUGACUGGCUGGUUUUGAUUUUUCUGAUAAGUUAUAUGAAUGGUCAAGUCUUCAAAUUCAAGCCAAUACAUACUUUAUUUUUCUAGUGAGCAGCUUACAAGCUAUGUCUACAGUUGUAAAACAUGUUAAAGUGAAGUACUCUCCACCAGCUUGAUACAAUUCCUAAGUGGUUAGGAAGAUCAAAGCAAGUUUGAAACUUCUGUUCACUCUUACUGUUUAGAUCUUUAGGAAGCAACAUAAAAGCAUAUGGUGUGUCUAAUAUAUCAGUAUAGUUGCCUUAACUAUGGAAAAAAUUAGAAACGCUUUGUUUACUGAGGGAUAUCGAUAGUGAGUUUCCCUGCCCCAAAAAAUGCCGUUACCAGAUGCUUAAGCAUAUGCUCAAGGUUUACUGGAUGAAUGUCCAGCAAUGGGAAACAUAAAUAAAUAUAAUAUUUUAUCCAGUUGAAUGCAGCUCUGCAUAGACAAAAAGAAAAACAGUUCAAACUUACUUUGCCUAGGUGAUGGUAAAGACAAACCGACUUAAAUUUUCCAUAAAGGUCCCAGAGAUAUAAAUUACUGGGAACUCUUAUUAGACACUAACUAGAUUUUGUGCAUUGUGGAUCUCUGAAAUCAACUGUUUCAUAAACUGUGUAUUAUUUAAUUGCAUUUAAUGUUUAAAAUUUUGUAUUACAGUAGGUGUAAAUGUAAAGCAAUCUGAAAUCUAGAGCAUUCUCUGUUAUGUGUCAUCUUGAUUGCUACCCCAGAUUAUGUCAAAAAGUGCAUUGUAUUACAAGGCUAUUUCUUUUUUCAUUUGUUAACUUUUUGGAUGAAAAAAUAUUAUAAUAACUUCUAAUGGGUUAAGAGUUAAUGUGCAUUUUCCAACAACUGUUUCUGUGCCAUUGAAUAUAUAUAUACAAACACAACUGUAUGAAUACAGUGAUUAAUAUGAUAAAUAUAUGAAACAUUAGAAUUGUUAUAUUUACUACAUUUCAUAACUACUACAACAGUUUAAUGGCCAUUUUCAUGUUGUAGACUAUUAUUAUGUACAGUUUUAUAAGAUUUAAUGUAAAACACUUGCCUUUGUUUUUUUUAUAAAACAUCUCUUUGAUACUUAAGAGUUAUACAGCUACUGACAUAACUCAAAAGAAGAACCUUGUGUCUUGCUAACCAACUUCAGGCAUUUUAUCAGCAAAUUUGAUUUUAUAAAUUACAGCCUGAAUCAAAGAAGCUGCCGUGUUCCAGUAUUACUACUGGAUGUCGUUAUACAGCAAGUGGCAAUAAUACAGAUACAGUAAGUGAACAAAGACUCACUGGUAUGUCUUCAGAUAGUAUUAGUCAACAUGUCUGAUUAUGUUUGCAGAGGUGGAUCUUGAGUUUUGUUUUUAAUUUGGUCUCUUAGAUCAUAUUUACAGACAUAAAGGUAUAAUCAGAACCAUCGACACACCCAGCUGCAAAGGAGGUAUCUCUAAAGUAGCAGGAGCUAAGUUUUCUAAAAGAGCAUUCAGUUUUAAUGUUGAAACAAGGAGAUAAGAUAGAAAAGAUACUAACAAAAUAUUUUAUAUUUGAAUUCUGAAUGUUCAAAAUGGUAAGGAUAUUAAUAUCCCUAAGUAGUGCUUUCCAAUCAUAUCAGUGAAAAUUGGUUUUCCCAAAGGUACAACAAUGGCUGUCCUGUUUUUUCCAGGGUUUGUGAACUGCACCUGUCUAUUGAAGUGUAAUUUAAAAAGACGCUUCUUGUGUUAAUUUUCACUGCCCUUUGGAAGAGUGCACUUUUACCUGAGCAGAGUGUAAGUCGUGUAAUUUGUACAGUGAAAGGACACUGUCAUUCACUGCAGUUUUAAAGGGAUCAGCUGCCAUGGCUGCUGCUGGACAGGUUGGUCUCUGUGCACACAGAAAUGUCCGUCAGGUGCAGCUUACCACCAGCUCUUCAGGUAAUACCAACCACCAUGGCUUCACUGAAGCAAUUAGUAUCUGUUGCUGGCCUGAUACCCCUGUUGUCAUGAACGUGACCCCUAAUUUAGUAUUCUCACACUUCAGAUGCUCAGUCACCAUUCAGGCAUCUGCGUUUGCACACUUAAGUCUCCUUCAAGAUUCCUGUGGAUAGAGCUGGGGUCUCAGGGCUGGCCUUUGAUGCUGCCAGAGAUAUCAGCUGUGCAGCGUGGAGUUUUCAGUUCAUCUCACGGGCAGAGAUGGAACUAGAAUACUCUAACUUAUUUGUCUUUUUGAGGUCUUUUCUGUAAAAGGUCUUGUGUUUGUAGCUUGGAGCGGUGAUCCAGCUAGCCGAGUAUCCAGCUGCGCAGAGGAAGCUGCAGAAGCCCUGCAGUGGCACGGAUGGAAUAAUUCCCCCAGGGGAUUUUUUUUCUUGUUGGUAAAUGUCAUAAUCUUUCUAAACAAAAACUUCCGAAAAAUCAAGUGUUUGAAUUUUGGGUUUGGUCGCCAAAUAUUUGUAUGAUGUAGCAUUCAUCUCUCAAGCUAAACGAGACAACCCUUUUAAAAUUUCUGUAACAAAACUAAACAAGUUCAAAUUGUUGGUAAGGUAGAUUCAACUCAUUUAAUUGGAUUCAACCAGUAUUUGAAUAUAUGCAAAUUGUUAUGGAACAAGGGAAGAUAGGGCAGAGGACUCCACCCCUAUUAAUACAUUUCAUACUAAUAUGCUUUUCCACUGUAAGAGUACUACUGGUCAAACCAGCAUGAAAUAUGUUCAUAAUGUGCAUCAGAAAUGGUGCAGCUUUAAAGGGCAAUGCAGUGUAUUUUUACUGAUUGUUUAUCAUUUUUUUUUCCUCAGGAUCAGUUGCAUUUAUGUAUUAAAAUAAAUAUUUUUCCAUCAAACAAAAAUUUAUACCAGCAAAGGCAAAAACAACUGGCUGAUGAAGGAAGAUGAAGGAAGUAUUUCUUUUCAGAUGAAUAAGAUACCUAUUUUACAAAAUCCUACUUUGUUAUCCGGGACACUGUAAUUACGAUGUAAUUACAAAGGUCUAAAUUCAAGCUAUUUUUGAACUUGUCUAUGUAAUCUCAGUGUAAAAUAAGGCACCAGUCUAACAGCAUUGCUGUAGUUUUGCCUGACAGUUAUGAAUUGUAUUUAGCCACUGCUUUUGGAAUGUUUAUUGUUUUGCUAUGACUUUCUUUUAAUAUUUUGCUGUGCCAGCAUUUGCGAAUGCCAGCAUUGGAAAGUAACUGCUGUCAUACAUUUGUGGGUAAAAUCCAUCUAUCGUUUUCUCUUAAUAGUGACACAGGCUUUUUACCAAAUAAGACAGAAUUGCCAUGGGUGCAGAGUCAGUUUGUGCAGUUCACUCCUAUUUGGGCUCCACGAUACAGCAGGUUCCUAUAAGGGGUUCAAGAGGUUUAUGUGUCGCUUGUCCCCUGCCUGGCUGUGAAAGCGUCCGGGAGAAGAGUGGAGGUGGGUGAGAGAAAAGCAUGGGUGGCUGCAAUGUGCCAGUCAUGGCAACCGCCAGCUGUCUUUGCUGAGGCCCUGAGCUCAGUGUUCUCAGCUCAUCUCCAAACAGCUUUUAGAUCUCCCCAAAUCAACACAUGGAGAGUGGCCAGACAAAGAGCAGCAGAGAAUCUAGAGGCUGCAUUCUCGGGCAGCUUCACAGAUACCUGCUAUGAAUUGCACUUUCUUCACAAUUCAGAUGCUCUACAGAAUCUGGCCUCUCAUUUUCAACCUUGCACUUUUUUGCUGGUUUGCAUAUUGCCAGUGCUAUGCCCUGUCUUCUAGUGCGCCACGUACUUUGCAUAAGGAAUUGUGAUUCUGAUCUCUCAGUAAUGAACCUUUUGAGGUACAAAUAUCUGCCAGAGCUUGAUAAGGGCAACACAAAUAAUAAUGUCCAGCUGCACUGACUUCAGAGGCUCUGCUUAUGGUUAUCUGCCUAUGAGAUUCACAUCUCUUUGAUCUCUUAAAUCAGAUCUGCAUUUAAUGCAUCCCUAUUUCCUUUUGUUACCAAGACUGCAACAUAUCUCAUAAUUUGAAAUUUGACUUUCUAAUUCCUGUGUGGGUCUUCUCAAUAUUGUUCUAAUGGAUGUUAUGCACAGACUUCAUUUUAAUGUUAGAUGAGCCUUUUUGCCCUGAUUUACUGAGCCAUUCUUAUUCAAUAUUGCACAUGAUUAGGUUUAAGCAAGACCUGUUCAAGUAAAAGGAGCUGAAACGCACAUGAAAGUGAGAUACUGAGUAGGACAAAAAUCCAGAAAGUCCCUUUGUUCUUGAAUUGGACUCUUCAUAUUAAACAGAUCUUAAGGCUUACCCGAAAUGACAGCCAAAAUUUUAUACCUAGCAUGGUGUCAAGGGGAUUUCAGCCUUGUAUUGAAAAUGGAUAAAGAGUCUGCCCAUUUGGGAAUUAAUUAAUAUACGUGCUUCUCUUCUGUCUCUGCACAUGGGUAAAUUUAGGUCUGUAGAAAUCAAAGUCCUUCCCUAGAAUGUGUCCCGCACAUUGAGCAUCUCAGCAUUGUAAGUGCUUACUGUUACAACUAGCCAAAAGCACAAGACAUUUAUUUUCAUUUAUAGAAAGCCAGUACUCACAGUGCUUCUUGUAAUGACAUAUGGCAUGUGUGUUAAUGAAAGUGAAACAUCUCACAGUCAGUGUCAUUACAGCUGUGACAUGUGUUAGUCAAAAAGAACAUGAUAAUGUCUUCUUCCUACUGCCUCAGAAGUCAAGAAUUACUCCCAAUAUUGAAUUCUCUUCUGUUUACACUGUCGCUCUCUAACUACAUUUGAAUUGUAUUAAAUAUUAAGCCACACAAACAAACAAACAAAACAACAAUAACAAAAGAAAUACUGGCCAAGGAAUUGUAAUAAAUAGAUAAUAAACUCAGAAAAGUAUCCUGCAUUUAAAGUAGAGCACACUCCUAGCUAAGAAAACCCUCCUGGACUAGAACAACUUUUAAGUUGCUCUCCCCUCCUCCAGGUUCAUCACCAUCCCCUUCCACUUCCAUACAGCACAAGACGAAGCCUGCGUGCAGGAUACUGGUGCACUGAAUUAAUGAAAGUGAAUUAAAACUAGUGCUUUGUACUCAAAUUUCCAAGUGUCUUGCUUAAAGUGGGCCUCCUCCUGCUGAUUAUGAGGAAUGCAUUCAAACUGCAUGUGCAAUUGCUUAAGUUGUCAUUCAGUAAACGGCCACAGUUGCUGCCGCUUUCAGAAAAGGCUGCUGGACACAGACCUUAAAGCAAUAUUUUUGUGUUGCUCCCAUGUAAUUGAGAUCAGACUUAGGCCUUAACAUAGACUGGUUUAGACGUUCUGGUUAUUAUCAACACUACAAUGAUUUCCCCCCAUGAAAAUAAUGUAAAACCCUUUCAAGAGAAGGGUGCAUAAAAGAGAGGCCACUGAUGCUUCAUGAGGUGCGUAAAGUACUUCAUUAGAUAGCCAGUAACAACCACGGGUUGGUUUUAUCAUUUCUGUGCAGAAAGCAUUAAUACUACCUUGCAAAUUUAUGCAGUUUGUAUUUAAUCAUUUCAAUUAAUCUUUAGUAAAUUACCCGCUACUUUGUAAUUAUAAUAUUUGCAGCUAAUUUAGUACCAUCCUAAAAAUCAUUUGUUGCAUAAUAUAAGCAAUUAACAUUUAUUCUUUUUUCUUUUCUGUUGCAAGGGGAAUACAUAAAUUAUCCUCAGUGGCCUUUCUGUACACCUAAUUAGCACCUGUUUGAAUUAUUCUACAGGCUAUGGACAUUUCAUUUGAAAAAUAAAUGCACUGCUAGUUUGGUGAACUCCUUGCAAAUACACAGUUGUAAAAAUUACUUUUCAGGGGAAUACAAAAUAAUGUUUUCAGGCUUUUAGGCUGUUAGACCUAGAAUAGGUACUGACAUUUUUAAUUCAGUUAAAAUGGAAAUAGAUAACUCUUUCCCAUAAUUAAGUAUAGUACCCAGAUUUGUAGCCUGUUUUUUUUCAGUAAUGGAAAAGGAAAGCAAUAAGACAUCAAGAAUAUAGAUCCUAGUGCAACCUUCACAUUUCUGUAUAUGCAUAUAGAGGUAAGAAGUUUUACUAAUCAGAGACUAUCAAAAGCAUUGCUAUGGUGGAGCGUCAAGGAUACUAUGUUAAAAUUGUAGAAAUUAAACGGGGUUGCUUCAGUCUCAUAAGUAAGCUUCUAGAUAAAUAGUAAUUUUCUAUUUACAUGCAUAGUAUAUUGAGGAAGAUCAUUUGAUCUUUUUAGAAAGCAGAUCUGGAAAAAACUUUCUAACAAGAAUGCCGAUAUCAAAUAUUUACAACCUCCACACAUACGAAACUGGGAAAUCAAAAAAGGGUUUGAGACUCUUCUGUGGCUAUGAAAUCUUGCAACAGACCCUCAGCCCCUACAAAUCAGUACAGUUCCUUUGAUUUCAGUUUAACUAUGUAAAUUUACCCCAGCAUAGUAUCUAGCCCAAGAAUGUGAAUUCCUCCUCAUCUUUCUGCAGGUGCAGAAAAUCAAGAGUAACUGCAAUGAUUACAAAAUUUGCAUAACAGUUUUACAUUGCCUGGGCCACUGAUCAGAUAGUAUCUUCAUGCCUGAUAAGAAAAUCUGUUAACACAUGGGAUACCUUAAGUCUUUUCCAGGGGCACAGCGGGGGCCUUUUCCAGAAGCAGCUGGUGUGAUUUGGGGCUACAAGGAGAUGUUCAUACUGUGAGUAUCUCCUAGGGUGGAAAAUCUUUCUCAGAGAAGGUUUGUUGAUACAGAUCAGGCCUUGAGGCAGAUGAAGUUUGAUUUUUGUUUCAUGUUAAAACAUAGGAUCUGGGUUUUAAACUGGCCUCAGAAACUAAUUGAGACUCUGUGGAGAGAACUGAUUGUGGCUUUGAUGUUUUCAGAGAAGCCUGAACAGCACAGAAGGCAAGCAGCCAUAUUCUGCUGCAGAUGAAGCUUGUGUAUCUUUGCAUUCAGUUUCAGAUAAAAUUAUCUGUGAGUUUCCAGAUUAGCGCUGACGAAUUUGUGAGUUAAUGUAGCCUGUUGUUCUUCGACGGAGACGAAAUGAAAUUUCCUUCUAAGCAGAAACAAAAAGAAAGCUCUUUAUUUUUGUAUUAUGCUGAACAUCCAACUUGGAAUGAAACCAAAACAGGGUGUUGGGCCUCACAAAGACACAGAUUGCUCUGAGUGGGCAUGCUCUUGGGGCACAUAGUGAUACUGGUGUCAGAGAUCACUUGUCGUGAAAGAGAAUGUCCACCCUUCGGCUCCUUUUUGAGAAAAGCUACGGUUUAUGGCUCAGAGAUGGCAAAUCAUUUACAGGCAAAAGUUGUAGACAAGUCCACAAAGCAGUGAAGAAAGCAAUAAGACAUUUGGUGGUGUUCUCACUGAAACAUGAGAAAAUGAAUUUAACUGAAAUAUUUGAGCUUUUGCGCUAGAGAUGAACAAGAGGGUUGAAACCGACUCCCAAAACGCUGCAGCUGCAUAUGGAGCAGGCUAACAUAGCAGCAAUACUGUAUUAGUUGUUUAUUGUAUCCCACUUAUGAUAUGGGGCAGUAUUAGGAUAAAAAUGGAAGCCAAUACACUAAACCUUGCAUAAUAGAACCACUUACUGUAUUUCGAUAUCGGAACUAAUUCAGUGUGAAUGUUUACAGUACAUUGGGGUAGAAAUUCUAGUAAAAUAUGUGCUUUCCUUUUUAGCUUUUUAAAUAAUUAGUUUAUGGCCUCCUAGUCUUCAUUUUAUUUUACAGGAAUUAUUAGGCUGCUUAUAUUUGUAUUUUACAUUAGUUGCAUCAAGGGUAUUGUAAGUUCCACAAUAGAUUGGUUUUGGCCUAAGCUGUAUUCAAGCUCUAAUACUUAUUUCUGUUUCCCAAGCACGUGUUUUAUUUGCAGUGUAUCUGCUUUUAUUUUUAUGGAAUAAAUCUGUCCAUUUUCUUCAGUUUGUUUUCAGCAUUGAAUAUGAUAAGGACAAUUUUAAAAAACGGUCUGAAAACAAUGUCUUAAAAGAAGAACAAGGCUACUUUGAAAAGUUAUAGUAAACAGUGUGUUUUGUAAAGGACAAUGAACAAUGAAUGGGAAUAAAAAUACUCCAGAACAGGAAAUUGUUGUCAUCUAUUAGAACUUUUGUAUUUUUUCUGAAUGUUUUUCAUAAUUUUUGUUGUAAGUUACAAAGCUGAUAAAAUCUUAAAUAAAAAUGUUUUAAUCUGUUCAGAUGAUGCUUUGAAUAAAGGAUGCAGACCUUGAGAA